GAAUCAACCUUAAUAGUGCAAAGUGCUGUCGUUGUAUGGUAGCUGACGGGUUAGUAAGUCCAUUUAGACUGCCUCUUAAAUUUAUCGAGGGCGUGGGUCACAGCUUUGUUGAGAGGUAACCCCACGGCAACCCCAUUCAAGCAGCGCUUCUUCACCCACCGAUGUGAGUUGGAACUGUCGGUGAACACCGGAUCUUUUCAGUCAGACCGGACGAUUGCUGGACGACGAGGAAAUAGGAACCGCGCGUGGUCGAGGACGUUCACACCAUUAGGAGGGAAAACGAUCAGGCUCUUUGUCAUCGACGCUGAUCGAGAAACCGAGAUAGCAUCCUUGAAGUUUGUCUGGCUAUUCUGAGCUUUGUAAUCUCACGACCCACAAAGAGUCCAUGGGUAAUGAGUAGGUUGAUGGAUUGCUGUAGACCGUGUGGCUUGCGAAGCUGUUCCCCACUCAACGCAUUUCUAUCAUACCAGAAAUCAUGUCAAUUCCAACUGAACAGAAAGCUCUCUUCCUCAAGGAGAAACAAGGCGACUAUACUAUCGGGCCUUAUGUUGUUGACCAACCAGGACCAGGAGAAGUUCUUGUCCGAGUCGAGUCCACUGCUCUCAAUCCUGUAGACUGGAAGAUCCAAGCCACAGGAUACUUCGUCAACCAGUAUCCAGCUAUCCUCGGCUCUGACGCUGCUGGUGUAGUUGUAGCUCUUGGUGAGGGGGUGACCAAAUUCGCUGUCGGCGACAAGAUCUUCCACCAGGGUUUUUUCACGAAUCGCCUGGGCACGUUUAAGCAGUACACUGUCAUUCCAGCUGAGAUUGCGGCAAAGAUACCAGAUAAUCUCACUAUUGAUCAAGCCGCUACCAUCCCUCUCGGUAUUGCUACAGGUGCCAUUGGGCUCUAUGCUCAUGGAUGGGAACGUGGUGGUGCUGAACUCACUCCUCCAUGGCAAACUGGUGGCAGCGGAAAAUACACUGGUCAACCAAUCGUAAUCUUCGGAGGGUCUUCGUCCGUUGGACAGUACACAAUCCAACUCGCCAGGUUGUCGGGUUUCUCACCUAUCAUCACGACGGUUUCGCCCCAUAACAAUGAUCUUGUCAAGGCUUUGGGCGCAACACACACAAUUGAUCGUCGUCUUUCGCCUUCCGAGAUUGUUGCAGAAGUCAAGAAGAUCACGACAGCGCCUCUCCAGGUCGUCUAUGAUGCCAUCUCGCUCGGCCCAACUCAAGAGGCCGCAUAUGAGAUCGUAGCUCCCGGAGGCACGCUCAUUCUUGUCCUGCCUAGCUUAAUCCCGAAGGAGAAAGCGACUCCUGAUAAAAAGGUCAUCACUACGUAUGGAACAGUGCAUGCUCCUGAGCAUAAGGCACUUGGUGUUAGUUUAUAUCAGAAUCUCACACAGCUUUUUGCCUCGGGCGAUAUCAAGCCGAAUCCUGUUGAGAUUUUACCUGACGGGCUUGCCAGUAUUCCUGAGGGAUUAGAGAGGAUGAAGAAGGACCUGGACGCAAGUAUAUGUGCGGCGAAAAAUCCACAAACAUCGCGGAACGGACAAUAUAAUCAUUGAAGAUCC
Molecule: messenger RNA, 1555 nt
Organism: Somion occarium
Lineage: Eukaryota; Fungi; Basidiomycota; Agaricomycetes; Polyporales; Cerrenaceae
Source: the annotation of a GenBank genome assembly